GCGGAAGCGCCAAGUCUCCGCCUUCAGCAGCCGGAUGUGCUGUCGUCUCCUUCCGGUUCCUAAUCGGGGAACUUCGGACCAAUUUCCACGAGGGCUUUCUCCGGGUGGUUGGAACUGCUGUUGCUUUUGCGUGUGGACCAUGCUUGUUCUGUCUCUAGUGCUGCUUUUGCUUUCUGGCCUGGCUGCCUCCGUGGAAGUGAGGCGCCCACGAGGUGUUUCUCUAACAAAUCAUCACUUCUAUGAUGAAUCAAAGCAGUUCACUUGCUUGGAUGGCUCUGCAUCAAUAGCCUUUGACAGAGUCAAUGAUGAUUACUGUGAUUGCAAAGAUGGAUCAGAUGAGCCAGGGACCUCUGCCUGCCCAAAUGGCCGUUUCCAUUGCUCCAAUGCUGGCUACCGUCCUCAAUACAUCCCUUCCUCCCAUGUCAAUGAUGGGAUUUGUGACUGCUGCGAUGCAACAGAUGAAUACAACAGCGGCACUAUGUGUGAAAACACCUGCAAAGAGAUGGGCCGAAAGGAGCGUGAGGCACAAAGGCAGAAGGCUGAGGUGGCUAGAGAAGGCUUUGAAAUCAAGAAGGCCCUGAUUGAAGAAGCAAGGAAGAGAAAGGAAGACAAGCAGAAUAAGUUAGCUGAGCUACAGGAGGGCAAAAAGUCUACAGAGGAGCAAGUGGAGACGUUGCGAUCAAUAAAGGAAGCUGCUGAGAAACCCGAAAAAGAAGCCAAAGAUAUGCACCUGAAAGUCUGGGAGGAACAGAAAGCAGCUGAAAGAGCAGCAAAGGAUCUAGCCAAAGCAGAAGAGGCCUUUCAAGAACUGGAUGCUGAUGCUGAUGGAAUGGUAUCUGUCGUUGAGCUCCAGGCGCAUCCUGAGCUAGAUGUGGAUGGCGAUGGAGUACUGUCAGAAACAGAAGCCCAGACCUUGCUGGGCAAUUCCUUGCAGGUGGAUGUGAGCGGUUUCCAGGAUUCUGUGUGGACAGCAAUCAAGGAGAAAUACAAAGCAGAAAGCUUGACUGAGGAACAGCCUCCAUCAAAGGCCCCAGUAGAGGAGGAGUCCGAUAACCCGCAAGAUCUCCCUAUGGAUCAGUUGCCUUCAGAGGACGACUAUGGUGAAGAAGAUGAUGAAGAGGAAGAAGCUGAUGAAGAUAGCAUUGAUGAGAUGAAGGUCCCUCCACCCAAGCCAUCUUCUGAUGUCAAGGCAGUAGAGGAAGAAUUAGAGAAGAUGCCCCCUUAUGAUGAAGCCACCCAAGCUCUAAUUGAUGCUGCUCAGAAAGCCAGGGAACAAUUUGAAGAAGCAGAGAAGUCACUGAAAGAAAUGGAAGAAUCUAUCAGGGGCCUGGAGAAAGAGAUCUCCUUCGAUUUUGGACCUCACGGAGAGUAUUCUUACCUCUAUGGCCAGUGCUAUGAACUCACCACUAAUGAAUAUGUUUAUCGCCUGUGUCCCUUUAACAGAGUGUCCCAGAAACCCAAGCAUGGCGGCUCGGAGACCAGCCUUGGCACAUGGGGUUCAUGGAUUGGUCCAGAAGAUAACAAAUUCAGCAUCAUGAAAUACGAGCAUGGGACGGGCUGCUGGCAGGGACCCAACCGAUCCACCACAGUGAAACUUUCAUGUGGCAAGGAGACAGUAGUCACAUCCACAACAGAGCCAAGCCGCUGUGAAUAUUUGAUGGAGUUUGUCACCCCAGCAGCCUGCCAUGAGCCAAAAGAUCUCAAUCACGAUGAACUCUGAGAGCAGAUGUGUACAGGCUGUUGCCAGUGGAGCCAAGCUAAUAACUGCAGGAUUCGGCACACAUUUUGUCCCAUGGCCCACCCGCUCAGGCUUCCCACAUGGGUCGUGGCAUUCCUUUUCCACUGUUAGUGCUGCUCUGCUCCAUUGGACUUUGGAGCUUUGAAAUACUUGCAUUUUUCUGGCCAAGUACUGGGACAUUACCUCUCCCCUUCCCCCUUUCACCCACCCGCCCGUUUCUUCAACUUUAGGGUGCCACCUGCCCUGCUCAUACACACCACCGAGGAUUGCCCAGCUGCCUUUAUCUUUCUAUGGGAAGGUUUUCCCCCACUCUUUACUGUUGCUUCUUUGUCCGUGGAAGAGCAGUUACUUUUCAGCCCUGCUGGAGAGACGACUCCGGCUGCUUGCCCGAGGCCUUUUCUUCUCCUGCCUGGCCUUUUGUUCCUGGCCAGAUUUCCACUCAUUCACAGACUUUCCAGAGAUGAAGGGGAAGAAUAUGGAGGGAAGAGCCUGGGCCUGGCUUGCCUGCUGCACUGGUGCCCACCGCCUGUUUUUGUCUUGUUUUUAUCUGCUGUCCAGGGGCAAACUUUUAUUGAAAAAAAAAACACAACAUUCCCUACCAAUAAAAAAAGUCCCUCUCUUCUAUUGUCUGUGUCUCAGUGACAUCUAGGGUGAUAAUAAGGGGUGGUAGAUUUGAUCAAAGCAAAG
Messenger RNA from Pogona vitticeps (central bearded dragon), 2425 nucleotides. It is a transcript of the gene PRKCSH, whose product is annotated as PRKCSH beta subunit of glucosidase II. Gene Ontology annotation, molecular function: protein binding; calcium ion binding. Gene Ontology annotation, cellular component: glucosidase II complex. Lineage: Eukaryota; Metazoa; Chordata; Lepidosauria; Squamata; Agamidae. Gene Ontology annotation, biological process: N-glycan processing; liver development. The record is from RefSeq and is a predicted model, not a curated record.